AUGACUACCCUACCCUACGAGCAGCUUGGCCACAUGAAAGAAGUCGAGGUCGGUCCGUCCGACGCACCUGGAUCCUCGUACUACCUGCCGCACCACUGCGUCUUGCGGCCCAGCAGUUCAACAACGAAGUUGAGAGUCGUGUUUGACGGCUCAGCGAAAACGACGACGGGAGUGUCCAUUAACGACGCGCUGAAGGUUGGUCCAACGGUGCAGAACGACUUGCUGUCGAUCCUGUUGAACUUCCGCUGCUACCGGUACGUCUUCACAACCGACAUCCCGAAGAUGUUCCGCCAGAUUGAGCUGCACCCCGAAGACACGCCGUACCAGCGAAUACUGUGGCGCGACGACCGGUCGCAGCUGCUGAAGGUGUUUGAACUGAAGACGGUGACUUACGGCCUGGCCUCAUCACCGUUCCACGCGACGAUGGCGUUGAACCAGAUUGCAGAAGACGGCGUGAAGGAGUUCCCGUUGGCGUCUGCAGCGUUGAAGAAAUCGUUCUACGUGGACGACGGGCUCUGCGGAGCGCAGAGUGUGGAGGAUGCCCGAUUGCUGAGUCGGGAACUGCGCAAGCUGCUGAACACCGGCGGCUUCGACGCGCACAAAUGGUGCGCGAACGAUCCAGCCAUUCUGGAAGAUAUCCCGGAGGAGCUCUGGGGUACGACGUUCGACCUGAAGGACGCGGCUGCAAAGUCAGUCGUGAAGACGCUGGGUGUGGCGUGGAACGCGUCGCAGGACUGGUUCACCUUCAGCGUGCUGCCACCCGAAGAGGAGACGAAGCCGCUGACGCGACAGAAGAUCCUCAGCGAAAUUGCCAAAUUCUUCGAUCCACUUGGCCUGGCUGGUCCGGUGGUGACAACGGCGAAGCUGAUCUUGCGGAAGGUCGGCACUUUGAAGAACAUCGGCUGGCUGGAUCCCGUUCCGGAGAGCGUUGCCAACGAGUGGCGUCGAUUCCGGAAGCAGCUGCCAGCAUUGAACGACUUCCGGGUCUCCCGGUGGGUCUACGACGAAGGAGCCGAACGCGUGGAACUCCACGGUUAUUCCGACGCGUCGGACGAUGCGUACGGCGCAAGCGUGUACGCACGCAACAUCUACCCGGACGGCGAGGUCACGAUGCGGCUGAUCUGCAGCAAGUCCAAGCUCCUCCCGAAGAAGGUCAAGAACGUCCCGAAAGAAAUCAGCACGCCAAAGGGCGAGCUCGAAGUGGUGCUGAGCUGGAUUGCGAAGAAGCCCGACGACCUGGAACUGUUUAUGGCCAACAGAGUGAGGAAAAUCCAGCAGCUGACCAGUAAGUACCGGUGGGGAUACAUUCCGACGGAUGACAAUCCUGCCGACCUCAUUUCGAGAGGGGUGAUGCCCCAGAACCUGCUCCAACGGGUGAUUUGGAAGGACGGGCCGGUGUCGAUGAACAAUCGCACUAUUGAGGUAGUGCAGCCCCCUCUUCUCGACGGCGCGGACCUCCCGGGAUUGCGAUCCACGAAGUGUCUGGCGCUAGCGGGGCCGACUCAGCGAUUGCGGAUCUUCGACAAGCUUGGAGAUUUCCGCCGACUGCUUCGCAGCAUGAGCCUGGUGGUGCGGUUUGCGAACUACAUCAUCACAAGAAGAGAAGUCCUUGUGAAGGGAGAACCGUCGAGCGAAGAACGCGACGCGGCGUUGAAGCUGACCCUGCGGCUGAUCCAACGGGAAACGUUUCAGGCCGAGCUGCUGGCGUUGAAGGAAAACUACACGCACCGCCUGCGAGGACUGAACCCGUUUAUUGAUCCUGACGACGGCCUUCUGAGAGUUGGCGGUCGAAUCAAGCAAGCUUUCGUGCCGUACGACAGCCGGCACCAGAUCCUGAUGCCUGCCAAGCACCCGGUCACAGAAUCGUUCAUUCGCCACGAACACAAACAGAACCUCCACGUGGGCCAGAAGGGCCUGCUCGCGCUGAUUCGUCAGCGUUUUUGGCCGAUGAACGUGAAGACGACAAUCCGGAAGGUGAUUUAUAACUUUCGGGUCUACUAG
Culex pipiens pallens (northern house mosquito) is the source of this 2001-nucleotide messenger RNA. RefSeq lists its product as uncharacterized. NCBI's taxonomy places the organism in Eukaryota, Metazoa, Arthropoda, Insecta, Diptera, Culicidae. The transcript has 2 exons. The record is from RefSeq and is a predicted model, not a curated record. The coding region runs from base 1 to 2001 and encodes 666 amino acids.